Messenger RNA from Antechinus flavipes (yellow-footed antechinus), 1849 nucleotides. Its product is annotated as trace amine-associated receptor 9-like. The transcript has a single exon. The record is from RefSeq and is a predicted model, not a curated record. Lineage: Eukaryota; Metazoa; Chordata; Mammalia; Dasyuromorphia; Dasyuridae. Bases 553 to 1635 code for a protein of 360 amino acids. Gene Ontology annotation, biological process: G protein-coupled receptor signaling pathway. Gene Ontology annotation, cellular component: membrane. Gene Ontology annotation, molecular function: trace-amine receptor activity.
UAUUAAGAUAUCUUCUAAACACAUUUAUUAUGAUUCACACUUCACACCUUUGGGAUUUCAUUAUAAAGUUUUGGGAAGAUUAACAUAUUCUCUUAUUUCUUGAGAGUAUAUUUUAUGAUUAGCUCUCCUAUGAGCCCUCAGGGAGCUAUAACCUAAUAAAAUACUUCUUUGGCAACUUCACAAGCUGAUCAGCAUUUCUUGUUUGUUUGUUUUUUUAACAUGCCAGGAAACACACAUGCCAUUAGGAGUUAUAUCAAGUUUUGAGUAUUGGAUUAAAGGAGCAGUUCAGAAGGGUAAAUAACAAAAGACAAUCUUUCAAAUCAGUAGAAAAUGGCAUAUGCAAUUAAAACAAAUUUUUAAUCAUGUGCUAAAUUUAGGUUUAUUUAGAAAUAACAAAGCAAAUUUCAUCAGUGUAAAAAUAAUGAAGGAUUUGGGGUUUGUUUUACAAUGGUUUGUGUAGCUACUGUAAUACACUGAUUGUAAUACUUCUUGUCUGACUACAAAUUUUUAUCUCACUCCCCAAAUUUGAAAUUUUAGAAAUGCUCAGGGAAUAUGGAAAUACUGGAAGAUUCACACAUGGAAAUGAGGAUCAACACGUCUUACCAACUUGCUGCUGUGCAGCUCUGUUUUGAGAAUGUGAAUGGAUCCUGCAUCAAAACCUCAUAUUCUCCCAUACCUCGAAUGAUUCUGUAUGUGUUUUUUGGCUUUGGUACUGUGCUAGCAGUAUUUGGCAACUUGCUGGUCAUCACUGCCAUUCUUCACUUUAAGCAGCUACAUACACCUACAAACUUCCUCAUUGCUUCCUUAGCCUGCGCUGACUGUUUGGUUGGACUCACUGUGAUGCCCUUUAGCAUGGUGAGGUCAGUGGAGAGUUGUUGGUACUUUGGGGACAGUUAUUGUAAAUUUCACACAUGUUUUGAUGGGUCAUUUUGCUAUGCUUCUCUCUUCCAUUUGUGUUUCAUCUCCAUUGAUAGAUACAUUGCUGUCACUGAUCCUCUGGUCUAUCCAACAAAGUUCACAGUACCCAUUUCAGGGAUAUGUAUUGCUGUGUCCUGGGGUUGUUCAGUAACAUAUAGUUUUUCUCUUGUGUACACAGGAGUCAAUGAUGAUGGGUUAGAGGAUUUGGUAAUUGCUCUCACUUGUGUGGGAGGUUGUCAGGCUGCAAUGAAUCAAGACUGGGUUCUCUUUGGAUUUCUUUUGUUCUUUAUACCAACAAUUGCCAUACUCAUUUUAUAUGGUAAAAUUUUUUUGGUAGCUAAACACCAGGCUAGAAAGAUAGAAAGUACUAGCAGUCAAACCCAGAACUCUGCAGAGAAGUAUAAGGACAGAGUGGCCAAACGAGAGAGAAAGGCUGCUAAAACAUUGGGGAUUGCUAUGGCUGUGUUUCUUGUCUCUUGGCUGCCAUAUUUCAUUGAUUCAUUAAUUGAUGCUUAUAUGAAUUUCAUAACUCCCCCUUAUAUCUUUGAGAUCUUACUAUGGUGUGUUUACUACAACUCAGCUAUGAAUCCCUUGAUCUAUGCUUUCUUUUAUCCUUGGUUUCGGAAAGCAAUUAAGCUAAUUGUGAGUGGCAGAGUCUUGAGGAAUGGUUCUUCAGAGAUGAAUUUAUUUUCUGAAAAAGCAGAAAUACAUAAAUGAGAAAGGUUUAUAAUAUCAUUCUUUAUGUCUAGAUCAUUAGUACAGACUAAUAUGGAUUGAAAAUGAAAGGAAAUGUGGAAUCUCUAAUGGGCAAUUCAAGAAAUGAAAUAUAUUUGUUAAAUUCAUAGAAAAUUACAUUCAACUGGUAAUAAUUCUGACAUUUGUUGCCAUCAUAUGCUCAGACAUUUUCAAAUUAAUAUCAGAAGUAGAUAGU